CCUCAGUAUGAUACCUACCCAUUUCCAUAUAACCUCACUGUAACAACUGCCUCUUCUAUGCUAGAGAUACUAGAGUUAUGAUAAAAACUAGCAGCAUUCUUUGAUGCUCUCGCCGUUUGGUUGCUACGCAUGCCCCCCUAAUCAAGUACUUCACAGGGCAAAGAUCCUAUAUCCAAGGCUUUAUGUUUCCUAAAUUCUUGCUCCAGCCAUCUUUCUUCCGAACCAAACAGCGAAGCGUGAGGUCCAGAGUGCCAACUUCGGAAGAAGGAUCCGGACGAUUUCUGAAGCCAAGUGACGCCGGUUAUCUGGAGGGCCAUGUCUCAUGCAUCCGCUGUUCACACUGUGCAGCAGAUAUAUGCCUGACGUCGCAGAUAAUUAGCAAAGGAUUCACCGGUCGCUAUGGCCGUGCCUAUCUUGUGUCCGGCGAGCCUACGCUCGCUAGAGGACCUUCACCAACCGAUACACUUCUAAAUACGAUGAUACAGCAGCCCCUGCCGCGGAGACUGGUCACUGGUGCGCACACAGUAGGCGACAUCAACUGUUCCAUUUGCGGAAAUGUGCUCGGCUGGAAAUAUAUCGCUGCUGAAGAAGAGUCGCAACGUUACAAGGUCGGCAAGUUCAUUUUGGAGACCGAAAGGGUUAUGACAUCUUCUUUUUGGGAAUCGCCCGCCUUUGUUGAAACAGCAUUACUCCCGGCGUAUACCAGCUCUACCGAGGUUGGACAUGACCAACCUUCGAACAGUAUAGAAUUUGAUAGCCAGAACGAAGAUGAAUGCGAGGACUUAUUCUCUGGAAUCUGGACCCCUGGGUUGGCUGUACGUCGAAGAAAUCGCAAACUACCUGAACGCCGGUCUUCUCUAUUCGGAAUCACAGCCCUAUGAUAAUGAGUUAUGCUCUUGCGCCUAAUGAAGCUUCAUGAGAAUCUCCAUGUUUGAUGAAAUGAAGUAUGACCCAACAGCCCCACAGUUUCAGACGGAGCAAGGUGGGGUUGUUUGCUAUGAAACCGCCUUGCUUUGUGCACCAGACGGCUCUGAUUCUUUGAUUCAUUUUCUCCUUUUCUCCCUUAUGGUUCGUUGGGAGCUACCUUAAUCAGUAAUAAUAAUAUGUGGUAU
Molecule: messenger RNA, 1112 nt
Organism: Aspergillus neoniger CBS 115656
Lineage: Eukaryota; Fungi; Ascomycota; Eurotiomycetes; Eurotiales; Aspergillaceae
Product: yippee/mis18 family protein
Exons: 1
Coding region: 183-881 (232 amino acids)
Source: RefSeq, a predicted model, not a curated record